AUGGAGAAAAAAUCGAGCUGGAAAAAUAAAUUCUAUGAUGAUGCUCAACCAAUCCGACACGCUUCAUUUGUAGAAAUCUUGCGAUAUGCUCAACGACGAGAUUAUAUUUUGUUUGGUUUUGGUAUCACAUUAUCAAUGGCGAACGGAGCAAUAUCACCACUCAGCUCUGUCUUUUUCAGAGGAAUGAUAGAUGCAUUAAUGGUUGGCCAAGCAAAUCUUGAAAACGGUACUUUCAAUAUAGAAACAUAUACACAUUCAGUGCUUACUUAUGUAUACUUUUAUGCAUUACUUGGUGUCCUUAUAUUUCUCAUCGGAUUAUCCUCGAUGACAUGUUUACUUACAUUGAGUGAACGUCAAGCUUAUGAAAUUCGUAAACGAUAUUUUGCUGCACUAUUAAAGCAAGAAAUGGCUUGGUAUGAUAAAAAGGAAGCUGGCGCACUUACCAAUAAAUUGUCGGUAGGAAUAGAACGAAUCAAAGAUGGUAUAGGAGAUAAAUUCGGCAUUCUUUUGCAGGCUUUUACUCAUUUAAUCUCUGGCAUUAUCGUUGCCUUCUACUACAGCUGGCGCAUGACUUUAUUAAUACUUCUUGCUGCACCAAUUAUUAUAUUAUUAUUGUUUGGGUCAAUUAAGGCAUUAGCAGUUAUGACACGUCAAGAAAUGCUUGCAUACGAUGAAGCAAGCGCUGUUGCCAAUGAAGUUAUUAGUAACAUUCGAACAGUUACCUCUUUCAAUGCGCAGUAUGCCGAAGUUGUGAGAUAUGGAGAUCGGUUAAAAUAUGCGCGAAAAAUGGGUAUAAAAGGAAUAUUUAUCACUGGUAUUUUCACAGGUUUUUAUAUUUUCGUUCUCUUUGGUUCCAUGGGAUUUAUUUUCCGGUACGGUACAAAUUUGGUGAUUGAAGGUGAAAUUACACCAGGCACUGUGUUUGGUGUAUUUUGGGCUAUAAUGCUUGGCGCAAUGCGUUUAGGUCAGGCAAUACCUCAACUUGGAGUUUUUACUGCUGCAAAACUUGCUGCUGGCGAAGAACCAAAAAUCAAUUGUAUGUCACCGCAUGGAUUAACUCCAUUAAAUGUGGAAGGUCGAAUUGAAUUUCAUAAUAUCCAUUUCUCUUAUCCAGCUCGACCGAACGUUAAAAUUUUGAAUAAUAUAUCAUUCACGAUGAACCCGGGAAGUACAGUUGCUUUGGUUGGUCACAGCGGUUGCGGGAAAUCAACCAUAAUCGGAUUGCUGCUAAGAUUCUAUGAACAGCAAGCAGGAAGAAUUACACUUGAUGGCAUACUAAUUAGUGAUUUGAAUAUUGAAUGGUUGCGCAACAAAAUUGGGCUCGUUUCUCAAGAGCCAGUAUUAUUUACUGCAACAGUGGAAGAGAAUUUGAAAUUGGGUAAUGAAGCGCUCACCGAAAAUGAGAUGAUCGAAGCUUGCAAGAUAGCAAAUGCUCACGAUUUCAUAAUGAAGCUACCAAAAGGCUAUAAGACAUUGGUCGGUGUGGGCGGUGUACAGUUAUCUGGUGGUCAGAAACAGCGUAUUGCUAUUGCUCGGGUUUUAGCUCGUGAUCCAAAGAUUUUGUUACUCGAUGAAGCAACUAGCGCACUAGAUUCGGAAAGUGAAGCUGCUGUGCAGCUUGCGCUUGACCGGGUUCGAGCUGGACGUACCACAAUAACAAUAGCACAUCGUUUGUCAACAAUACGUAAUGCUGAUAAAAUCAUUGUUUUCAAAAAUGGUGAAAUCAUGGAAAGCGGAUUACAUGAUGAGCUGAUGGCGUUGGAUGGAAUUUAUCGUCAAAGUGUAGAAGAACAAGAAAUAGGAAAAGGUGUUGAGUUUGUUGAUAGCGACAACGAGCAACAGUUGAAAAACAGUGAAGGCGAUGGUAAGAAGGACAGUAAAUUAAAUUGUCGAAGCGAAUACUCCCGAAAAUCCAUUGUUUCUGAAAAAUCACAUGGUAACAAAACGGAUUAUGAAGACAAAAAGGAAGAAUUGCCGAUCAUUAUUGUAGCUUUAGUAUUUACAAUAGUGCGAGGCUUAUCAUGGCCCGUUUUUUCCAUCGUUUAUGGUCGAACGUUUUUGGCGCUAUCCUCGUUGGAUAUAGACAAAAUGAUAGAAAACACUGCGCUAAAUACAAUACUGUACCUCAUUUUGGGUAUUGUUGGUGGAUUUUCAACAUUUUCUUCCGGAGCGCUGUUUGGUACAGCCGGUGAACAGAUAUCAAUGAGACUGCGUAUUGCAGUAUUCACAAAUAUCUUACGACAAGAUUUAUCAUUCUUUGAUAACAACGAUCAUUCAGUUGGAAAAUUAACAACACGUCUGGCAGUCGAUGCACAAAAUGUCAAAUCUGCAAUCGAUCAACGAUUGGCGGAAGUUUUACAAGGAAUUAUUUCACUUUGCGCCGGUAUAAUUGUAGCAUUUUUAUUUGACUGGAAAAUGGCAUCAAUUGGCUUCACUAUCUGUACUAUCCUUAUCAUUUUGCAAAGUGCUGUUUCGCAGUAUCUCAAAAUUCACGGUCAAAAAGAUAUUAAAAUAACCGAAAAAGCUGCUAGUUUGGCUUCUGAAUCAAUCGAAAAUAUCCGAACUGUGCAAUAUUUAACUAAGCAAAAAAAGAUGUACCAAUCUUACUGUUUUUCAUUACAGGAACCACAUAAACGAGCCAUUAUACGAGGUUUUUGGCAAGCUUUGAGUUAUGCUAUGUCUGUGAGUUUCAUGCAGUUCAAUUUUGCCAUUUCUUAUUUUUCCGGUCUUUGGUUGGUGCAAAAUUCAUGGUCUAAACCAUACAAUAUUUUUCAGGUAAUUGAAGCAUUGAAUGUGGCAUCAUUUACUGUACUUGCGGCAGCAUCUUUCUUACCGGAAUACAUACGAGCGCGCAUUUCAGCAAAUUUAACAUUUCAUAUCAAAAACUACGUUCCGCUUAUAGAUAAUUUAUCUGAGAAUGGCAUUCAACAGCCACUGAAAGGAAAUAUUCAACUGAAAGACGUUUGCUUUGCAUAUCCAAUGCUUUGUCAACAUACUGUUCUCAGGAAAUUUUCGAUGUCCGCAAUGUUUGGUCAAAAGAUAGCACUGGUCGGAUCAAGUGGAUGUGGUAAAAGUACGGUGAUCAAAUUGUUGGAACGGUUUUAUGAUGUUACUGAAGGCGUUUUGCUUGUCGAUAAUCGCGACAUCAAAAGUUACAAUGUUCGAUACCUUCGAUCACACAUUGCCGUGGUAGAUCAAGAACCAACAUUAUUCAAUAUAAGUAUUCGAGACAAUAUUGCAUAUGGCUUGGAUGAUGCGUCGCAGAAUCAAAUUGAAGCAGCUGCGAAAUUAGCCAAUAUUCAUAACUUUAUUGUCGCUUUACCGCAGGGAUAUGAUACAAUUGUUGGUUCGAAAGGAAGUCAACUGUCCGGUGGCCAAAAACAGCGGAUUGCAAUUGCAAGAGCAGUUAUAAGAAAUCCAAAAAUACUACUCCUUGAUGAAGCUACCAGUGCGUUGGAUAGUGGGGAUGAAAAGAUAGUACAAGAAGCGCUGGAAGCUGCACGUCAUGGCCGCACAUGCAUUGUGAUCGCACAUCGUUUGAAAACAGUUCAGAACUCUGAUUUAAUCAUUGUUUUAAAAGAUGGUGAAAUGGUAGAAUGUGGGGUUAUGAAACGUCGAAGGGAGAGUGGCAGCAUGGUUGUGGGACGGAAUGCUUUGGUUCGUGCUAUGAAAACAUUGCUGGCUGCCUUUUGCUUCUAUGCUUUGGGUCUCUUCAACUGUAUCACUUAUACUCUUCGAAGACAGUACUGCAAUCUUACGUUAUCCAAUGCUGUAAUCAUUGUAGCAACGAUAAGAAAACAUCAGGUUAUUCGUUAUGAAUACGUUCCUCUAUCACCUUUAUCGGCACAUCGAUUAAGUGUGGUAAAGCGAAAAAUUUUGGUGCUUGAUUUGGAUGAAACAUUGAUACACUCACAUCAUGAUGGUAUUAUACGUCCUAUGGUUAAACCCGGUACCCCACCCGAUUUUGUGUUACGAGUGAAUAUCGAUCGACAUCCUGUCCGAUUUUUCGUGCACUGUCGACCUCAUGUUGAUUAUUUUCUUUCGAUGGUUAGCCAGUGGUUUGAUUUAGUUAUUUUUACUGCAUCGAUGGAAAUUUAUGGGAGUUCGGUAGCCGAUAAGCUUGAUAAUGGUAAAGGCAUUCUGCAAAGGCGUUAUUUCAGACAGCAUUGUACAAUGGAUUAUGGCGGAUAUACAAAAGAUCUUUCUGCUGUACACGCCGAUCUCUCAUCAAUAUUUAUAUUAGAUAAUUCUCCCAGUGCAUACAGGAAGUUCCCCCAAAAUGCAAUUCCAAUACGAUCUUGGUUUUCGGAUCCAACAGAUACGUGUUUAUUAGCAUUAUUACCAUUUUUGGAUGCACUUCGGUUUGCAUCUGAUGUGCGCUCAAUUUUAAGUCGAAAUCAACAGCUUCAACAAGUUUGGUAG
Messenger RNA from Acanthocheilonema viteae, 4422 nucleotides. The record is from the annotation of a GenBank genome assembly. Lineage: Eukaryota; Metazoa; Nematoda; Chromadorea; Rhabditida; Onchocercidae.